Harmonia axyridis is the source of this 2082-nucleotide messenger RNA. Its product is annotated as transmembrane protein 87A. The transcript is spliced from 4 exons. Gene Ontology annotation, biological process: retrograde transport, endosome to Golgi. NCBI's taxonomy places the organism in Eukaryota, Metazoa, Arthropoda, Insecta, Coleoptera, Coccinellidae. The coding region runs from base 157 to 1683 and encodes 508 amino acids. Gene Ontology annotation, cellular component: membrane; Golgi apparatus. The record is from RefSeq and is a predicted model, not a curated record.
UGAGACCUGUCAACAGUGUCAACUUACGUCAACGUUGUAUUUGUCCGUGUUGGUUGAAUACAUUUUGAUCUUGAAAAUUGGAAUCUUUAUUUCCUUCACUAAUGAUAAAAAAAGAGGAAUUAACAGUCAGCUUCUUAUUUGUAUACUGGACAUAAUAUGAAUAUAAUAUGCAGACUUUAUUUUUUCUUCACGCUAUUUGUAUGGCAAUGCCAAUGCUUUUCUCAAGGAAGCAAUUGGUUCUUUAAUUUCUCCACUGUUGAUACUGGUUAUAAUCUGUAUAAUCUACCUCAAAGCUUGUAUAAGGGUGCGCAAACUUUUGUUCAGGUAAUUUGUGAGCCUCCCAACAAUGUCGACACCAGUAUUAGUUUGGAAAUAGCCAUUGUUCCUUUAGCUUGUUGGGAUUAUGCUGAUGCAGUUAAACAGGCACAAGAGCUUAUCAGAUCCAGUCAAUUCAGCAACAAUUCUCUAAUCUUCAAAUACAGCAAAAUAUUCAAAUGCGAUGAUCAUAUCAUAAUUGAUGGUGCCCCUCCGAGCCAAGAUGAAAAAUCACUACAUAAAACUUUACAUCCAGCAUAUACCAUACCACAUGAUGGAUUUUAUAUCAUAUCAUUUCAAGUGGCUUCAAACACUACAGGCGCCCGAUUAAACCUUCACCUAGAAAUGAGAAGCAGUUACGGCUACCUUUCAGCUGCAGAUUGGCCCCUUUUGCCUUUUUAUGGCUUUAUGUGUGUUUUUUAUGUCUUUUUAGGAGUAAUGUGGUUGGUUUUUUCAUUUUUGCAAUGGAGGGACCUUUUGCGUGUACAAUUUUGGAUUGGUGGAGUAAUUUUACUUGGAAUGUUGGAAAAGGCCACAUUCUAUGCAGAGUACCAGAGUAUCAAUAAUACAGGAGUUCGUGUUCAAGGUGCAAUGCUUUUUGCAGAAUGGGUUUCGUGCGCCAAACGUACCUUAGCUAGAAUGUUAGUCAUUAUAGUAAGUUUAGGCUUUGGUAUAGUGAAACCCAGGCUUGGAGCCACCCUUCAUAGAGUUGUAGGUGUAGGUUUAUUGUACUUCUUUCUUGCCUGCUCGGAAGCUUAUUUAAGAAUCGUGCAUCCUAAAAAUGACCAAAGAGAUCUGCUAGUAGCUUCUGUUCCACUUGCAGUUUUGGACUCCGCAAUAUGUUGGUGGAUUUUCAGUGCUUUAGUAAACACUACUCGUACCCUGAAAUUGCGCCGUAACGAAGUUAAAUUGUCUCUAUACAGACAUUUUACCAAUACCUUAAUAUUUUCUCUUGUGGCUUCCGUUGUUUUUAUGCUUUAUUCUAUUAAAACUCACAGAUUGGUUAGUUGCUUGUCUGUAUGGAAAGAUUUAUGGCUGGAUGAGGCUUAUUGGCAUAUCUUAUUUUCGUGUAUACUGCUAGUUAUUAUGGUCUUGUGGCGCCCCACAAAUAACAAUCAAAGAUAUGCCUUUGUACCUCUGUUGGAUACGGAAGAUGAUGAAGAAGAGGCGCAAUUAGUGAAUGAUGCUUAUGGAGUAAAGGUCAGAGUUCAUCAUAACUCGAAUAAAAACAUGGGAAAGCGAGAAAAAUCAGUUGAAGACGAUUUAGAGUGGUUACAGGAGCAUAUUAAAAGUGAACCCACUUUAUCUAUCCUAGACUCCGACGAAGAGAUAGUAAAUACAAGAUUUGAAGUCUCGAAGAUGCAGUGAUUAAGUCAUAUUUUGUUGUAUUAUUUUUAUUACUUAUUUGUAGAGCUUCAUAAGAUUCUAUUGGAUAUGUACAUAUAUAUAUAUUUAUAUAUUGUUCAAUAUUGGCUUUCAAUUAAUAUCUACUACUUAGAUUUAUUGAAAACCAAUUUUUUACUUUGAUUUAUUGUGUGAUUAUUGUGAUAGAACACUUAGAACAUUUUAUUUAAAGAUUUUUCUUAUAGAAUUGCAGUAUUUAUUUUAAAAUUCAGUGUUCCUUAAUUGAGUAUUCAUCUUUGUUGUAAAAAUUUUUGUUUUAGAAGUCAAAUUGAAUAACAAAAUUGUAUAUUAUUUUAAUCUUAUAUUUAACAUAUAAGCAUGUAUGAAAUCGUGAAAUAUUAAAAUUGUUCUCACUAUAAAAAA